This is a messenger RNA of Sabethes cyaneus, 990 nucleotides long. RefSeq lists its product as uncharacterized. The coding region runs from base 100 to 837 and encodes 245 amino acids. The transcript has 4 exons. NCBI's taxonomy places the organism in Eukaryota, Metazoa, Arthropoda, Insecta, Diptera, Culicidae. The record is from RefSeq and is a predicted model, not a curated record.
AGGUGUCGUUUUUCCGAUUAGGACGUGCAUAAGUUGUAUAAAACAACGCCAGAUAGUUUCAUUUGAUUCGUGACUGUUUAGUGAUACUGAGGUUGAAAUAUGAACCUGUUCGGUGUUGGCUUUGUUGUGGCCUUAAACUUGGCCUUCGCUUGCAGCGAAGUUUCUCCGGUGCUGGAGGUUUGCUCGACUAGCGAUCCGCAACUGAACCAGUGCAUCGCCAAUGUGGUGGAGAAGCUGCGGCCAAAUAUUGCCUCCGGCAAUUACGGCCCAGGCCGUAUCGCUACCAAGCUGGAUCCGUACUUUAUCGAGAAGCUGAACAUCGAUCACGGACCGAGCUUUCGGGCCAAUUUGAACAAUGUGAACAUCGAAGGGAUUAGCAAGUUUGAGCUGCGGAAGAUUCGUGAAGAUCUACCCUACAAACGGUUCAACAUUUCUGCAAAGCUUCCAAGUCUCUAUGUCUACGGUCAAUACGAGCUGAACAUGAACAUUCUUCUGCUGCGCAUCGCCGGCAAGGGUAACUUCAACCUAACACUCGAGGAUACCCUAGUCAGUCUGAAGGUUCAGUACCAGCUGGAUCCGAAGGAUGGCAAGGAUUACGUCAAAUUCCUGCCCGUCGACAUGAAGCUCAAGUUCGCCGGAGCCAAGUUCUGGUUGCAGAAUUUGUUCAACGGUGAUCCGGUGCUGGAGCAGGUCGGAAACCAGGCCAUCAACUCCAACCCGCACCUGCUGCUGGACGAGGUUCGACCGUCGAUCGAGGAACAUCUGCGCGAAUCGUUGACGGAAAUUUCCAACACCGUCGUGCAGGGAGCCGAAGAGCGCGAGCUGCUUCCGCUGUAAGCCUGUCAAUACCUGUGUGAUAUUUGUUUUAAUUUUUAGUUGAAAUGUGAUACCAUUCAUAAAAUCGGUUUAAGAUAAGAGAAAAUUUGUUUUUCGUAAGCUUUACGGAACUGUUUCCAAAACAAACAAAGAUAAUAAAACAAUGUGAUUAAG